AUGAGGGCCCCGCAGGCUCCUCGAGCUCUGCCAUUGGUGGGGAGCCUCUCGGGGCCCCCCUCCGGAGGCCUGAGUUCUACUAUAGGGGGCCCCUUGGGGGGCCCCCUAGGGGCCCUUGCAGGGGCCCCUCCCCCCCUUAACCGCACUGUUGGAAGACUGGGUACUGGCUCGUGGAUGAAGUUCGCGCUGCAGCGAACUUCAGCGCUGUUGGCUGAGGAGAAGGAGCGCCCCGGCAAGCAGCAGCAGCAGCAGCGGCAGCAGCAGCAGCAGCAGGAGACCCACAAGGAUUCUGCUGAGGCUGGCAGUGAUUCUCCUGCAGCAGCAGCAGCUGCAGCUGGAGGCGAAAAUGAAGUGGAGCAACAAGCAAGCGACCUGCUGGGCCGUGGGCAGCAGCAACCUUCGGCACCGCAGGAACAGCAGCAGCAGCAGCAGGAGCAGGAGCAGCAGCAACAGCAGCAGCAGCAGCAGCAGCAGCAGCAGGAGCAGCAGCAGAGCAAGACAAAGUCUAGGCGCAGCAAGAGGGCCCCCUCCGGGUCUGAGGGUAGCGGCCCCCGCGAUCCGCCAGCAGCAAAACGACAGAGAGCAGCAGCAGCUGCUGCUGAGGGCUCAGCCAAGGGGGCCUCAGCAGCAGCUGCUCUCCCCUUAACUGUCUCCUCUAAUAAGGUUGAAGAAGAAGGAAGCAGAAAAAAUAUUAAAGAGACAGAAGAGGGCCCAUUAAAAACCAAGAAGAAGACGCAUAAACACAAAAAGGCAGCAGUAGCAGCAGCAGCAGCAGUAGGAGCAGCAGCAGAAGCAGCAGCAGAAGAAGAAAUAGAUGCAGCACGAGACAUUGAUGCAGCAGCAGCAGCUGUAGAUGCUGCCAUCCCCUCUGAACAAGACCAAGACCAUGACCUGCAGCAGCAGCAGCAGCAGCAGGAACAGGAAGAGGAGCAGCAGCAACAGCAGCAGGAGAGACAGGGGGCCUCUUCUGCGGCUGGGGGCCCCUCAGACCCUUCUGAAGAUGCUGCCAGCGCACAGUCAGAAGCAGAGAAGGAAGCAGCAGAGGAUCGGGGGGCCCCCUUAGCAAAGCAGGGGGCCCCCUCACCACCUCCUCCAAGGCACAAGGGGCACAAGCAGCAGCAGCAGCAGCAGCAGCAGCAGCAGCAGCAAAGAGAGCGCACAAAGGAAACUCAGUGCAGACGCCCUUCAAAGGAGACAGCAGAAAGCUUCUCCUUUGUCGUGGGCCUUAUUGGGGGCCUAGCCGUUCCUGCGUCUGCUGCUGCUCCAGCUGCUGCUGCUGCUGCUCCGCCCCGCGACAAGCAGCAGCAGCAGCAGCAGGCAAAGCAGCAGGAAGAGCAGCAGCAGGAGAGACGUCGAAAACACCACAAGGCCCGCAGCAGACGGAUGACUGAGUUUGCUGCUGCUGCUGCAGCAGCAGAAGAGGGGCCCCCCCACCCAAUCCAGGAGGGAGCCCCUGGAAGCCGCAGCAGCCCCCUAAGCGACUGCAGCCGCAGCAGCACUAAGCACUCUCACCACCGCCAGCAGCAGCAGCAGCAGCAGCAGCAAGAGGAGGGUACAGAGGCGGAGAAGGUUAGCAGCAGACGCAAAGAGCGCCGCCGUCAUCACCGCUCAGCAGAAGUUAGGGGGCCCCCAGGGGCCCCCUCAUUAUAUGAAGGGGGCCCCUGCGAAGAUCCAAUGGGGGCCCCCGGGGCCCCUGAAGACAAAGAGGGUUUGAUAGAAAGGUAUGAAAAGAUAGUAAAGACUGCAGGGCCCCCUUGCGCUUCUGUUGGUGUGCAGGUAGGGGCCCCUGCUCCCCUAUGCUUCUCUUCUGUGUGGGGUUUGGAUUUAGCUGCAGCAUCACUGGCGCUGCAGCAGCGCGAGCAGCAGCAACUCAGGUGUCUCCUACAAGACGCAGAAGGGGCCCCCUCUGCUGCCUCUAAUGAGCCGCACCAGGGGGCCCCCGCAACACUGUCGCCCUGUGCAGCAGACGCGGGGGGCCCCCCUCCUAUGCAGCAGUCCUACCCCGUUCCUGCUGCUGCUGCUGCUGCUGCUGCUGCUGCUGCUGCAUGGGCAGGAGAAGCAGCAUAUAUGAAGCCUCUUUAUGCCGAGAGUUAUUCUUCAGAGGAAGAGGCAUCUGGGGUUGAGGGUUCAGUUAGUAGGGGGCCCCCUAAACAAAUGCAGGGGGGCCCCCUAUUAAAACCUCGCCGCUUUCUAUCGUUUGGUAGCAGCGCCCGCUGCAGCCUCUUCGCUUCCCCUGCAGCAGCAGCAGCAACACCAGCUGCAGCAACACCAGCAGCACCAGCAGCAGCAGCUGCUGCUGCUCCUGAAUCUGCAACGGCGUCAGCGCUUGUUCAAUGGGGGGACCCUACAGGUAGCGCUCUAGGGGGCCCCCAGGGGGGCCCCAUUGGGGGCCCCUCCAGCGAAGCAGCGCGGCUGCUGCGGGCGUUGCAGAGGGUUCGGCGACGGCUGCUGCUGCAGGGGCAAAGUGCUGUGCUGCGCAGCGACAGCAGCAGCAGCAGCGAGGAAGAAGGCAGCAGCAGAGACUCCUCACCCCCCCGAAGUCCUGCUGCUGCUGCUGUUGAUGCUCCUGCUGCAGCUGCUGCAGCGGGGUGCGAGGGUGCAGCUCCUGCUGCUCUGGCUACGGGCGAAGCAGCAGCAACACCAGCAGCACCACUUGCAGCAGCAACUGCUGCUGCUGCUGCUGCUGCAUCCCCUUCCCUUUCGCCUCCACGUAACGAGGGCCUACAAACUGUGCAGACGCAUCUGCUGCUGAAGGGCCCUCAAGAACCGGAAGCAGCAGCAGCAACUGCAACAGCAGCAGCAGCACCAGCAGAAACUGCAACAGCAGCAGCAGCAGCGGCAACAGUAGCAACCACAACAGCAGCAACAACAGCAGCAGCAGUAGCAGCAGCAGCAACGGGGAAUGCAGCAGCAGCUGCUGCUGCUCACCUCCGCCGCCGCCAGCCCCGCAGCAGCGCACCCCCAGCUUUGUGUCUGUUUGGGGGGCCCCCGGGGGCCCCCUGGGACAUCUUUAGCAGCAGCGACUCGGAGGGCCCGCCCACAGAGAAACCCUCAGUUGCAGCAAGCAGCAGCAGCAGCAGCAGCAGCAGCGGCAGCGGCAGCAGCAGUAGCAGCAGUGCCAGCAACAGUAAUAACGCCAGCAGCAGCAGCAGCAGCAGCACUGGCAGCAGUCCCAGUAGCAGCAGCAGGAGAGCAGCAGAGGGCAACAAAUCUACGCAUGCAAAUCCUUUAAGGGCCCCCGAGACACCACCCAGACCGGGGGCCCCCAUGGGGCCUCAGGGGGCCCCCUCUGCGUUGUCAGGAGGCCCGCAUACUCCACUCAGCAAAGGCACGCGCAGCCCAACUGCAGCAGCAGCAGCAGCAGCAGCUGCUGCUGCUGCUGCUGCAGAGGCAGCAGCCGAUGCGCCGACUCCGCUGCUGCUCGAAGCGCCAAGCAUCACCGCUGGGUGGGGCCCCACAGAAUGGAAGCAGCAGCAGCUGCAAGGAGGGAGGCAGCAGCAGCAGCAGCAGCAGGGGGAAGUGCAGCAGUUGCAGCAGCAGCAGCAACAGCAACAGCAGCAGCAGCAAAGGAAAAUACAGGAAGAGGAGCAGCAACAGCAUCAAGAGCUGCUUCAAGAGGAGCAGCAGGAGCAGCAGCAGCAGUUGGAGGAGCCGCAGCAGGAGGAGGGGCAGCAGCCAGAGGCACUGCAGCAGGAGGAGGAGGAGCAGCAGCUGCAGCCGAGUGAGCUUGAAGCAGCGCAAACUCAGCUGCUGCUGCAGCACGAAGUACUCCAGCAGCAGGAGCAGGAGCAGCAGCAACAGCCUGACCUGCAGCAGAAGCAGCAGCAGCAGCAGCCAGAGGUGCAAGAGGAGGAGCCGCAGCAGCAGCAGCAGCAGCAGCAGCAGCAAGAAUCCCAGUUUGCGGAUUGCUGGGGGCCGCUUGAGGGCCCCCGGGGUUUGCUUGCUGCUGAUCAGAGAAGAGACAGCGAAGCAAAGAGACAGCAAGAAGGGGUGUCUCCUUAUCCUGCUCUGCCGUCUCCUAAUAAACAAUGGGGCCUCCUUCAGCAGGGGGGCCCCCUCCUUGCUUCCCCCCUCUCCGGGCCCUUGGGGGGGCCCCCCAACGACAGGGUACAGCAAGGGGGGCCCCCUGAGCCUACAGGGUCUCCUCUUCAAAGAAUGCAUUUAGACGAAGAAGAGAAGAAUGCAGUAGGGGGGCCCCUGGGUACCGAGGGGCCCCCAUCACCAACUGAGGGUACAGAGGAACCCCUAGCGCAAGAAGAGGGUACAGGGGGGCCCCCGUCGGGGCCCCCAGAGGAAGCAGAGGGUACUGAGGUGUCUCUGGGAGAAGCCGAGGGUACAGAGGGGCCCCCAGAUCAAGCAGAAGAUCAAGAGGGGCCCCCAGAUCAAGCACAGGACCAAGAGGGGCCCCCAGCACAAUCAGAGAACAUUGAAGGGGCCCCAGAGCAAGCAGAGGGCAUAGAGGGGCCCUUAGAGCAAUCAGAGGGUGCAGAGGGGGCCCCAUUAGAGAGUGAGGGUACAGAGGGGCCCCCAGCGCAAGAAGAGGGUACAGAGGGGCCCCCAGCUCAAGAAGAGGGUACAGAGGGGCCCCCAGCGCAAGAAGAGGGUACAGAGGGGCCCCCAUCGACAGAGGGGCCCCCAUUAGAGAGUGAGGGUACAGAGGGGCCUUGUAGUGCGAAGGGGGGCCCCUCUGAUGAGACAGAGAGAAUUGUUGUUUGGGGAGUACAGGAGAUUGAAGGGGAGGAAAUAGUUUUAUCUGAAGACGGUACAGCUGAGGGGCCCCUCGGGGGGCCCCCUGUUCGAGCUGAGUGUACCGGCUCGCCUACUGUUGUCUCCUUAUGUGACUCCGAAGGAGAGACAGCAAGCAGAGACACUUCCCCGCGACUCCAGCAGCAGCAGCAGCAGAAGCAGCAGCAGCAGCUACAGCAUCCCCAGGGAACAGCAGCAACAGCAGCAGCGGAAACGGACGAAAACCUCCCGCUGCAGCAGCAGCAGCAGCAGCAGCAGCAGCAGAUGCCUUGGGGAGAGGGAGCGCUGAAGAGCGACAGCCUGUCUCCUAUAUCGAGCCCCAAGGUAGCAGCAGCAGCAGCAGCAGGUGCAGCAGCAGCAGCAGCAGCAAGUAGUCCCUCAGCCUUCUGGUUUAGGAGUUUGGGGGCGGUGGGGUUGGAGGCGCAUGCAGCAGCAGCAGAGCCUCGGGUCUCUCGCUGCGGUGUCCUCACAGCAGAAGAUGUGGCUUUAGCACAUCAGCUAAUGGGGGCCCCUCCAGGGGAGGGGGCCCCCGAGGAGGGGGGCCCCCCUGAGGGGGCCCCUGUCAUAACUCGCUACGGCAUUUGUUUGACUAGACAGUCGCUGCGCAGCAUUGGUAGUGGGGGCCUUUUUGAUGAUGAAGUUAUUAACAUGUAUUUUGCUCUCCUUCAAGAAAGAAAUAAUCGGGCAUUAAAAUGCAAAGAAAGGGUUCCUCGGUGUCUGCUGCUGCCGUCACACUUUUACAGCUCUCUUUCUUCAAAUGGCUUCGCUGCAGUAAGGCGGUGGACUUUGCGGGGGGCCGUGGAUAUAUUUGGUUUUGAUAUUUUGCUGCUCCCCCUUCACGUAGAGAGCAGGGCCCACUGGGCUCUUGGUUGCGUCUUCAUGCGUGAGAAGAAGGUUUUCUACUUCGACUCUCUUCGCUGUGAUGAGGACGCCGUGAAGUUCUACAAGACGCUGCGGGAGUACUUAGCGGCGGAGCAUUUAGAUAAAAAACAAAAACCGCUGUCCACUGCUGACUGGCGCGGUGUCCUCCCACACGGAGUGCCGCAGCAAAAGAAUGAAACAGACUGCGGUGUAUUUUGCUGCUCUUUUGCCGAGGCUAUCGCUGAUGGGCGCCCCGUCGAUGGCUUGAUGAAUGAAGAGACAGUUCGCUGUCUCCGUCUACAUAUGGUCCUUCAGCUUCACCGAGGUGUUGUUGAUUAA
Eimeria acervulina is the source of this 5946-nucleotide messenger RNA. RefSeq lists its product as hypothetical. The transcript is spliced from 9 exons. Gene Ontology annotation, biological process: proteolysis. The record is from RefSeq and is a predicted model, not a curated record. The coding region runs from base 1 to 5946 and encodes 1981 amino acids. Gene Ontology annotation, molecular function: cysteine-type peptidase activity. Lineage: Eukaryota; Apicomplexa; Conoidasida; Eucoccidiorida; Eimeriidae.